Messenger RNA from Toxotes jaculatrix (banded archerfish), 951 nucleotides. RefSeq names its product transmembrane protein 121. NCBI's taxonomy places the organism in Eukaryota, Metazoa, Chordata, Actinopteri, Toxotidae. The transcript has a single exon. The record is from RefSeq and is a predicted model, not a curated record. Bases 1 to 951 code for a protein of 316 amino acids.
AUGGUACCCCCACCUCCCACCAACAAGCCCCACGUGUGCCUGUCCACCAUCCUGAUCAUGAGCAGUAUGGCACUGAUUGAUGCCUACCUGGUGGAGCAGAACCACGGACCACGCAAGAUUGGUAUCUGCAUCAUGGUGAUGGUGGGAGACAUUUGCUUCCUAAUAGUCUUGCGUUAUGUAGCGGUGUGGGUGGGUGCUGAGGUGCGCACAGCUAAGAGAGGCUACGCCAUGAUCCUCUGGUUCCUUUACAUCUUUGUGCUGGAGAUCAAGGUCUACUUUGUGUAUCAAAACUACAAAGCGGACAGGAAGAGCUUGGACGCUCUUGCAAGGAAGGCGCUCACGUUGCUGCUGUCCAUCUGCAUUCCAGUGCUGUUUGUGGUGCUGGUUGCCAUCGACCACAUGGAGUACGUGCGCGCCUUCAAGAAGCGCGAGGAGAUCCGUAACCGUCUCUUCUGGGUGGUGGUGGACUUGCUGGACAUACUGGACAUCCAAGCCAACCUGUGGGAGCCUCAAAAGAAGGGGCUCCCUCUGUGGGCGGAAGGUCUGAUGUUCUUCUACUGCUACAUCCUUCUGCUUGUGUUGCCCUGCGUGUCCUUGAGCGAGAUCAGCAUGCAGGGCAUCAACAUCGUGCCCCACAAGAUGCUCUUGUACCCCAUCCUCAGCCUGGUGACCAUCAACGUCAUCACGCUCUUUAUCCGUGGUGGGAACAUGAUUCUGUACAGGGACGCCAGGGUAUCCGGGAUCCUGAUAGGAAAGAACAUCCUGGCCAUCAUCUUAAAGACCUGCAGCUUUGUGCAGUACAGGAGACAGUUACAGAACGCUCCUCCUGCCUUUGGCGUAGAGCUGCAGAAAAACUCGGUGGCCCACGCUCGCCCUGCCCCCACCCCUCCUCAAGUGGUCAUGCAGGACCAGACACCCCUCCCAGAGGUGACGACGUGUGAACACACAUGA